CUCUUUCUGAUUUUUCUUUAUAUAAUGUGCAGGUUUCAUCUCAUUCACUUAAAUCCAAAUUAAACUAUUUCACCACUCAACCAUUUUAGUUUCUGUCAUUAAUCUUAGAUUCUUCUAUGGAACCAACGUGCGUCGAUACUUCUCUCAACCUUAACGUUAUUCCUUCUCAACACAUGAAUGUCGCGGCUGAGAUUUUAGUUGAAGAGUUGCAGCGUCUAAGUUGUGAGAACAAGAGGUUAACUGAGACGCUGAACCACAUGUGGGAGAACUAUCUUGCUUUGCAAAAGCAUUUGAGUGAAUUCAGCCAACUGAGGAACACAAAUUUUGAAGAAGAAGCGACACCAUCGCGGAAGAGAAAGGUCGAGAGUGAGAAUGGUAUCAAUCUGUUUGGUAAUGAGUGCGAGGAGGAGACAUUAUUCAAAAGGCCUAAACAUAACACCUCGCCAAAGGUUUCCAAGGUUCUUGUUCGAACAGAAGCAUCUGAUACCAGUUUAUAUGUGAGCGAUGGAUAUCAUUGGAGAAAAUAUGGUCAGAAAGUCACUAGAGAUAACCCCUCUCCUAGGGCUUACUUUAAGUGCUCCUUUGCCCCAAGCUGCCCAGUGAAGAAGAAGGUGCAAAGAAGUGUAGAAGACCAAAGUGUAUUGGUGGCAACUUACGAAGGAGAGCACAACCAUGCACAUCAACAAGCGGAAAUAUCAUUGAGUUCAAGCCAAAGUGAAACCAUUGAAGGUUCAGUUCCUGCUUCCUCACCCUCACUUUCACCCAUCAUGAAUCGUAGUGCAGCUGGUCCAACGGUAACGCUUGACUUGGUCCAGUCAAGAUCGGUUGAUAAUGCGCAAAAGUCAUCUAUCCACCAACAGUUUUUAGUUCAACAAAUGGCUACUUCUUUGACAAGAGAUCCUAAUUUCACAGCAGCACUUGCUACUGCCAUUUCAGGAACAUUUCUAAACCACACUUCUACGGAAGAACGGUGAAUUAUUAACAGUUGUAUUGCAUAGAACAUGGGUUUUGUUAUUUUGCUUGGUUGUUAGUUUUAUAUACAACAUGAGAGUAUGGACAUAUAGAUGCAGCAUGUGGCUAUCCGAUAUAUACAAUCUAUAUAUUUAUAAUCAUACAA
Molecule: messenger RNA, 1117 nt
Organism: Gastrolobium bilobum
Lineage: Eukaryota; Viridiplantae; Streptophyta; Magnoliopsida; Fabales; Fabaceae
Product: probable WRKY transcription factor 40
Exons: 4
Coding region: 117-974 (285 amino acids)
Biological process (GO): regulation of DNA-templated transcription
Molecular function (GO): DNA-binding transcription factor activity; sequence-specific DNA binding
Source: RefSeq, a predicted model, not a curated record